AUGUCCCUGACAAGCGAUGAAGUGAACUUUCUGGUGUACCGAUACCUGCUGGAGGCAGGCAAGUGCUUCACGCACGCGGCCUUUGUGUUUGGCUGCGAGAGCAGCGUGAGCAAGGCGGGGAUCAAUGGCAAGGAGGUGCCCGUCGGCGCCCUCGUGUCGUUCAUCCAAAAGGGCUUCCAGUACAUGGAGCUGGAAGCCAACCUGAAUGAGGAGGGUACCGACGUGUACGGCGAGUACACGCCCCUCACCGCGCGCGACAUCCUGGUCAAGGACAUCGAUGAGCUGCGGGUGGCGGUGCGGGAGAUGAAGGAGGCGGCGCAGCAGGAGCAGCAGGACUUCUUGGCGGCGGGGCCCAAAGACAUCCCCGACGCCGCGGUGCGGCGGCUGGCGGGCCACGGCUCCGAGGUGACCAGCGUGACGUGGUGCCCCACCAGCAACCUGCUGGCCUCAGCCUCCAGCGACGGCACAGCCCGCAUCUGGGACCUCGCAGACGGCGGCGGCGGCGGCGGCGGUGGCGGCGGAGGCGGGCGCGUGGCGGUGUGCCGGCACACGCCGCAGGGCGGCGCGCCUGUCGCGGACCUCACCUGCGUGGAGUGGUCCCCGGACGGGCAGCAGCUGGCCACCGGCGCCACCGACAACGCCGUGCGGCUGUUCAGCAGAGAAGGCGUGCUGAAGAGCACACUGCAGGGGCACCGUGGCAUGAUCAUGUCGGUGCGGUGGAACAAGAAGGGCGACCUGCUGCUGUCAGGCUCGCUAGACGGCACGCUGGUGGUGUGGGACGCCAAGGCGGGCAGCCAGCAGAAGCAGUACGGGCACCACACCGGCUCGGUGGUGGACGCCGACUGGCGCAACAACACCAUGUUUGCCAGCUGCUCCCAGGACGGAUCCAUCGCCGUCUGCAAACUGUCAGACAGCAAGCCGCUGCGCCACUGGCAGGGCGCCCACAGCGCGGACAUCAACGGCGUGCGGUGGGAGCCCUCCGGCAAGCUGCUGGCGUCCUGCAGCGACGACGGCAGCGUCAAGAUCUGGCAGGCGACGGCGGAGAAGCCGGUGCACUCGCUGGCAGGGCACGUGGGCCCCGUGACGGCGGUGCGGUGGGGCCAGAGCAGCAGCGGCAAGUGCCAGCUGGCUUCGUGCGGAGAGGACGGCAGCGUGCGGGUGUGGGACGCAGAGGCGGGGGCGUGCGUGCACGUCUUUAACGAACACGACACGGCGGUGAGCAUCAUCGCGUGGAGCCCAGACGCGACAUACCUUGCCAGCGGCGACGCGUCUGGGCGGCUGCUGGUGUGGAGCCUGCGCACGGGCGGCGUGGUGCGGGCCAUGCAGGUGCCCGCCAUCAUCUACGACCUGCGCUUCAACCGGGACUCCUCCCUGCUGGCCUGCUGUACCAGCGAGGUGCGGCCCAUCUUGGUGGCCGACCUGCGGCGGGCCGCGUGA
This is a messenger RNA of Chlorella variabilis, 1437 nucleotides long. RefSeq lists its product as hypothetical. Bases 1 to 1437 code for a protein of 478 amino acids. Gene Ontology annotation, cellular component: histone deacetylase complex. Gene Ontology annotation, biological process: regulation of transcription by RNA polymerase II. The record is from RefSeq and is a predicted model, not a curated record. The transcript has 8 exons. Gene Ontology annotation, molecular function: transcription corepressor activity; protein binding. NCBI's taxonomy places the organism in Eukaryota, Viridiplantae, Chlorophyta, Trebouxiophyceae, Chlorellales, Chlorellaceae.